GAAGAAAUGAAAGUGAAAAAAAAGGUUUCAUGGUGAAAAAUUGUUGUUUUAGUAAUUUCAAACAACUAAAAUGAUUAUUGUGUAUAUAGACAUCAUUCUAUUAGUUAUUUUGUUGUUACUCAUAAUAUUCACAUGUUGUUAUUAUGGGUACCGAGUCCACAGAUUGAGGCAAAAUGGCCAAAUUGCUCUAAUAUUGAAGCCUACAAAAGUUCUCUUCACACACAAAAAGGAAGGUGAAGCUGAUCAACUCAGAACUGUCGUCGCCUACCAGAACCCCCUAACUGGAGACUACUGCGUCCACAAGACGAGGUCUCCGAAGGGAUACGUCAACAAUUUAGAGCCUGUACCAGACUCGCCAGAUAGCGGGGUCUCUGAUGAGUAUGAACCUCUUAAUUUGGUACCAACUGUCCCGGACAUCAACCCACCGGGAAUACAUCAGAUUCCUGAUCGAGUGAAACCUCCCAUAUCACCAGUAUAUGACAACAGUGUCAUUAAAACCUGGAAAUGGGAGUACACAGAGUAUCAGAUUUGAUUGCACGAUCACAACGCUACAACUUUAUGGCAACUCGUAAAUUUAUAAAUGUUCUUAAUAUUCGAAUGAUAGAUGACAGCUAUGUCGGAAAAAUUACAGUGAACUAACAUCCAAAUAACAAAAUUGACUGAAGUGAGUACUGCGCACAUGUUAGGAAGACAACAAGAAGAUUUAGCUACUGCGAAAUACGGUUAAAAGGAGUAUUAAGCAUAAAGCGCUAAAUCACCUGCAUCAUAAGCACAGCGCACAUACACACCCUCACUUUCACACCAAGACACAUCACAUAUGAAUUAGAUAAAUGUAUUUAAUACUCUUUAUUGAUUUUUCUCCUUUUGCAAAGUUUCAACCUUUUUGUGUAUAUUACGUAUUUCAUCUUUAGUAUAUUUGUUUUUUG
This is a messenger RNA of Pieris brassicae (large cabbage white), 926 nucleotides long. RefSeq lists its product as uncharacterized. Lineage: Eukaryota; Metazoa; Arthropoda; Insecta; Lepidoptera; Pieridae. Bases 71 to 532 code for a protein of 153 amino acids. The transcript is spliced from 5 exons. The record is from RefSeq and is a predicted model, not a curated record.